AAGCCAACUCCAGCAGGCACUGCUCACUCCUCCCCAUCCUCUCCCUCUGUCCCUCUGUCCCUCUGACCCUGCACUGUCCCAGCACCAUGGGACCCACCUCAGGUCCCAGCCUGCUGCUCCUGCUACUAAUCCACCUCCCCCUGGCUCUGGGGACUCCCAUGUACUCUAUGAUCACCCCCAACGUCUUGCGGCUGGAGAGUGAGGAGACCGUGGUGCUGGAGGCCCACGACGCGAAAGGGGAUGUUCCGGUCACUGUCACUGUCCACGACUUCCCAGGCAAAAAACUGGUGCUGUCCAGUGAGAAGACCGUGCUGACCCCUGCCACCAGUCACAUGGGCAGCGUCACCAUCAGGAUCCCAGCCAACAAGGAGUUCAAGUCAGAAAAGGGGCACAACAAGUUCGUGACCGUGCAGGCCACCUUCGGGGCCCAAGUAGUGGAGAAGGUGGUACUGGUCAGCCUUCAGAGCGGGUACCUCUUCAUCCAGACAGACAAGACCAUCUACACCCCUGGCUCCACAGUUCUCUGUCGGAUCUUCACCGUCAACCACAAGCUGCUACCCGUGGGCCGGACGGUCGUGGUCAACAUUGAGGUACCAGCCAGAGGGGGCCCCUGGGGCAGCAGGGGCACAGGCUCAGGAGAGGCAAACCCUCCUUGUCUGCCCCGUAGGUUCCUCUAUGGAAAGAAAGUGGAGGGAACUGCCUUUGUCAUCUUCGGGAUCCAGGAUGGCGAGCAGAGGAUUUCCCUGCCUGAAUCCCUCAAGCGCAUCCAGAUUGAGGAUGGCUCAGGGGACGCCGUGCUGAGCCGGAAAGUACUGCUGGACGGGGUGCAGAACCCCCGACCGGAAGACCUGGUGGGGAAGUCUUUGUACGUGUCUGUCACCGUUAUCCUGCACUCAGGCAGUGACAUGGUGCAGGCGGAGCGCAGCGGGAUCCCCAUCGUGACCUCUCCCUACCAGAUCCACUUCACCAAGACGCCCAAGUACUUCAAACCAGGAAUGCCCUUUGACCUCAUGGUGUUCGUGACGAACCCCGAUGGCUCUCCAGCCUACCGAGUCCCCGUGGCAGUCCAGGGCGAGGACGCUGUGCAGUCUCUAACCCAGGGAGACGGCGUGGCCAAACUCAGCAUCAACACACACCCCAGCCAGAAGCCCUUGAGCAUCACGGUGCGCACGAAGAAACGGGAGCUCUCGGAGGCAGAGCAGGCUACCAGGACCAUGGAGGCUCAGCCCUACAGCACCGUGGGCAACUCCAACAAUUACCUGCAUCUCUCAGUGCCACGUGCAGAGCUCAGACCUGGGGAGACCCUCAACGUCAACUUCCUCCUGCGAAUGGACCGCGCCCACGAGGCCAAGAUCCGCUACUACACCUACCUGAUUAUGAACAAAGGCAAGCUGUUGAAGGUGGGACGCCAGGUGCGAGAGCCCGGCCAGGACCUGGUGGUGCUGCCCCUGUCCAUCACCACCGACUUCAUCCCUUCCUUCCGCCUGGUGGCCUACUACACGCUGAUCGGCGCCAACGGCCAGAGGGAAGUGGUGGCCGACUCCGUGUGGGUAGACGUCAAGGACUCUUGCGUGGGCUCAAUCUGGGACGUGGUGGAGAAGGCAGACAUCGGCUGCACCCCAGGCAGUGGGAAGGAUUACGCUGGUGUCUUCUCGGAUGCAGGCCUGACCUUUGCGAGCAGCAGUGGCCAGCAGACCGCCCAGAGGGCAGAACUUCAGUGCCCACAGCCAGCCGUCCGCCGACGCCGUUCCGUGCAGCUCGCGGAGAAGAGAAUGGACAAAAUUGGCCAGUACCCCAAGGAGCUGCGCAAGUGCUGCGAGCACGGCAUGCGGGAGAACCCCAUGAAGUUCUCGUGCCAGCGCCGGACCCGUUACAUCACCCUGAACGAGGCGUGCAAGAAGGUCUUCCUGGACUGCUGCACCUACAUCACCGAGCUGCGGCGGCAGCACGCGCGGGCCAGUCACCUGGGCCUGGCCAGGAGUAACCUGGAUGAGGACAUCAUCGCAGAAGAGAACAUCGUUUCCCGAAGUGAGUUCCCAGAGAGUUGGCUGUGGAAGAUUGAAGAGUUGAAAGAGGCACCGAAAAACGGAAUCUCCACGAAGCUCAUGAAUAUAUUUUUGAAAGACUCCAUCACCACGUGGGAGAUUCUGGCCGUGAGCUUGUCAGACAAGAAAGGGAUCUGUGUGGCAGACCCCUUCGAGGUCACAGUAAUGCAGGACUUCUUCAUCGACCUGCGGCUACCCUACUCUGUUGUUCGAAAUGAGCAGGUGGAAAUCCGAGCUGUUCUCUACAAUUACCGGCAGAACCAAGAGCUCAAGGUGAGGGUGGAACUACUCCACAAUCCAGCCUUCUGCAGCCUGGCCACCGCCAAGAGGCGUCACCAGCAGACCGUAACCAUCCCCCCCAAGUCCUCGCUGUCCGUUCCUUAUGUCAUCGUGCCCCUAAAGACCGGCCUGCAGGAAGUGGAAGUCAAGGCUGCCGUCUACCAUUUUUUCAUCAGUGACGGUGUCAGGAAGUCCCUGAAGGUCGUGCCGGAAGGAAUCAGAAUGAACAAAACUGUGGCUGUUCGCACGCUGGAUCCAGAACGCCUAGGCCAGGAUGGAGUGCAGAGAGAGGACGUCCCACCUGCAGACCUCAGUGACCAAGUCCCGGACACCGAGUCUGAGACCAGAAUUCUCCUGCAAGGGACCCCGGUGGCCCAGAUGACAGAGGAUGCCAUCGAUGCAGAACGGCUGAAGCACCUCAUCGUGACCCCCUCGGGCUGCGGAGAACAGAACAUGAUCACCAUGACGCCCACAGUCAUCGCUGUGCAUUACCUGGAUGAAACGGAACAGUGGGAGAAGUUCGGCCCGGAGAAGCGGCAGGGGGCCUUGGAGCUCAUCAAGAAGGGGUACACCCAGCAGCUGGCCUUCAGACAACCCAGCUCUGCCUUUGCGGCCUUCCUGAACCGGGCACCCAGCACCUGGCUGACCGCCUACGUGGUCAAGGUCUUCUCUCUGGCUGUCAACCUCAUUGCCAUCGACUCCCAGGUCCUCUGCGGGGCUGUUAAAUGGCUGAUCCUGGAGAAGCAGAAGCCCGACGGGGUCUUCCAGGAGGAUGCGCCCGUGAUACAUCAAGAAAUGACUGGUGGAUUCCGGAACACCAACGAGAAAGACAUGGCCCUCACGGCCUUUGUUCUCAUCUCGCUGCAAGAGGCUAAAGAGAUUUGUGAGGAGCAGGUCAACAGCCUGCCAGGCAGCAUCACUAAAGCAGGAGACUUCCUUGAAGCCAACUACAUGAACCUGCAGAGAUCCUACACUGUGGCCAUUGCUGCCUAUGCCCUGGCCCAGAUGGGCAGGCUGAAGGGACCUCUUCUCAACAAAUUUCUGACCACAGCCAAAGAUAAGAACCGCUGGGAGGAGCCUGGUCAGCAGCUCUACAAUGUGGAGGCCACAUCCUAUGCCCUCUUGGCCCUACUGCAGCUAAAAGACUUUGACUUUGUGCCUCCCGUCGUGCGUUGGCUCAAUGAACAGAGAUACUACGGUGGUGGCUAUGGCUCUACCCAGGCCACCUUCAUGGUGUUCCAAGCCUUGGCUCAAUACCAAAAGGAUGUCCCUGACCACAAGGAACUGAACCUGGAUGUGUCCCUCCAACUGCCCAGUCGCAGCUCCAAGAUCAUCCACCGUAUCCACUGGGAAUCUGCCAGCCUCCUGCGAUCAGAAGAGACCAAGGAAAAUGAGGGUUUCACAGUCACAGCUGAAGGAAAAGGCCAAGGCACCUUGUCGGUAGUGACAAUGUACCAUGCUAAGGCCAAAGGUCAACUCACCUGUAAUAAAUUCGACCUCAAGGUCACCAUAAAACCAGCACCGGAAACAGAAAAGAGGCCUCAGGAUGCCAAGAACACUAUGAUCCUUGAGAUCUGUACCAGGUACCGGGGAGACCAGGAUGCCACUAUGUCUAUACUGGACAUAUCCAUGAUGACUGGCUUCGUUCCAGACACAGAAGACCUCAAGCAGCUGGCAAACGGCGUUGACAGAUACAUCUCCAAGUAUGAGCUGGACAAAGCCUUCUCCGAUAGGAACACCCUCAUCAUCUACCUGGACAAGGUCUCACACUCUGAGGAUGACUGUAUAGCUUUCAAAGUUCACCAAUAUUUUAAUGUAGAGCUUAUCCAGCCUGGUGCAGUCAAGGUCUACGCCUAUUACAACCUGGCGGAAAGCUGUACCCGGUUCUACCACCCGGAAAAGGAGGAUGGAAAGCUGAACAAGCUCUGUCGUGAUGAGCUGUGCCGCUGUGCUGAGGAGAAUUGCUUCAUACAAAAGUUGGAUGACAAAGUCACCCUGGAAGAACGGCUGGACAAGGCCUGUGAGCCAGGAGUGGACUAUGUGUACAAGACCCGACUGGUCAAGGCCCAGCUGUCCAAUGACUUUGACGAGUACCUCAUGGCCAUUGAGCAGAUCAUCAAGUCAGGCUCAGAUGAGGUGCAGGUUGGACAACAGCGCACGUUCAUCAGCCCCAUCAAGUGCAGGGAAGCCCUGAAGCUGGAGGAGAGGAAACACUACCUCAUGUGGGGUCUCUCCUCCGAUUUCUGGGGAGAGAAACCCAACCUCAGCUACAUCAUCGGGAAGGACACCUGGGUGGAGCACUGGCCCGAGGAGGACGAAUGCCAAGAUGAAGAGAACCAGAAACAAUGCCAGGACCUCGGCGCCUUCACUGAGAACAUGGUUGUCUUUGGGUGCCCCAACUGACCACACCCCCCUUCCCCCACUCCCAAUAAAGCUUCAGUUACAUUUC
Messenger RNA from Mandrillus leucophaeus (drill), 4773 nucleotides. It is a transcript of the gene C3, whose product is annotated as complement component 3. Lineage: Eukaryota; Metazoa; Chordata; Mammalia; Primates; Cercopithecidae. Bases 87 to 4727 code for a protein of 1546 amino acids. Gene Ontology annotation, cellular component: extracellular region. The transcript is spliced from 37 exons. Gene Ontology annotation, biological process: complement activation. Gene Ontology annotation, molecular function: endopeptidase inhibitor activity; protein binding. The record is from RefSeq and is a predicted model, not a curated record.